Molecule: messenger RNA, 180 nt
Organism: Cyphellophora europaea CBS 101466
Lineage: Eukaryota; Fungi; Ascomycota; Eurotiomycetes; Chaetothyriales; Cyphellophoraceae
Exons: 2
Coding region: 1-180 (59 amino acids)
Source: RefSeq, a predicted model, not a curated record
AUGCACACACUGUUGAGUACGGGUGCACUGCUCACGCCUGGAACGGCAAGGUGGCUGGCUGAAGCGUUCGGCCCGACGUUGACGGCAGCAGAGAGGCAGAUGUUGGAGAAGUUCGUCAAGUUCCACGAGGUAGAGAAAAUGGUGGACGGAUCAAGUGGCAAGGGAGAUGCGAAGCUCUAG